AUGACUCACAGCGAUAUGUCCGAUCACGAAUCCAACGGAUCAGUCCAUGAAUACGACGACUACGCUGACGAUGGCUCUGACGCUGGAUCUGUCGCCUACUCUGUCGGCUACGACACAGAUGAGCAACUACGGGACUUCAGCCACUUCCCGGACGAGUCACGUUCUGAGAUUCUGGACAACAACGACGACGAACUCGACGAGGAUGAUCACAAUCCUUGCGAGGAAGACCACAGUGGAUCCGCUCAGCUCCCAGUCCAAGAAAAGUCGAAGGUAGUUGCCAAGAAGAAGGGCAAGAAGACCUUUGGCCUUCCACUCGACCGAGCAUCCUUUGAAACCUUCAUAGAUCAUAACACGACUCUAGACGACGAAGGGUACCCAAAGCUCCCCAACGGCAAGACGGUCUUUGUUAGGCAUCCGGGCCAGACGCUCACCAACUGGGGCACCUUUGCUUUCACUUACAAAACUUCCGGUGGUGGGUUUCAGGAAAAACGACCUGACUGGCGAACCGUCCGGUUUGCUUGUCUUGGUGUGGUUAUCUGUUCCAAUGCGGAAUGUGAUUACCUUGGCUCACCACCUACUGCCCGCGGAAAAAUAGCUGAAAUGAAAGACACGCCUAUCAAAUGCCCGGCGGCUCUAUGCUCUGAGUACCUGCGUCACAUCCCAUGUGAAGACACGAUAUGUCGGCUGGAUGAGCACCUCCCAACCGGUUGGGGUAUCAUCAGACACGCUGGUUUCCACGUUCAUCCAUGGCCACGUCGUGGCAAGCCUGAUAAGUUAUCCAUCAGCAAGUUUGGCGAAAGGGUUGUCAACAACCCUUCUGUCGGGCCGUUGCAACACAAGGUCGGUCGGGCUCCAGCAGGAAAGCAAGAAAUCAAGACAGCUUCCGCUAUCCAUCCGGCUUUUGGAAAUUUGCAUCGGACCGGCUACUACCGUCGCAAGCUAUUGGUGGACGCAGGUGUCAUUCCAGAGAAAAAAAUUCCCGGCUCAGGCGACAGUUUUAUCUUGGACAUGAUCCACUGGGCCAAACUUGGCUUGAGGAUGAUUUCCUCAUCUUUCUUGCCUGAGAAUACCCAUAUGACCUUUCAAACCCCGUGGAUGGCCGAGCAAUUCCUAGCACGAGAGGAAGAUGGUGGCGUCUACAGCGGGGGACUUUUAUCCGACGUGACCUACAAAUUUUUCGCUAAUGGCUACCUCAUGACGACUUCUAUGUACCAAUCUGUCAUUCACCGGUGGAUUCCGAUUCAGCUCACCUGGCUAUACGGUCUCUCGGAAGAGCACUACGUGGCUCAUUUCCAGGCGCUGAUGAAGCAAAUCAAGGACGCCCAACUGUUACCCGCUGAACGAGACAUACUUGUCAGACAAGUCGUGGAUUUUUCUGCUGCACAGAAAAACGGUUUCAUAAGAGCUUACAUGGACGUUUUUGAUGUAACCGAUAGGGCCCAAGCGUUAGGCAAACUUCGUGGUUGUCAAGAACACUUCCGUGCUUCAGUCACACGGAUACGGCGUAAUCUCAAUGUCAUCCCUAGGCACCAGCAAGUAAGUUUUACAUUUAGCCUAACUCUUUGA
Molecule: messenger RNA, 1566 nt
Organism: Melampsora larici-populina 98AG31
Lineage: Eukaryota; Fungi; Basidiomycota; Pucciniomycetes; Pucciniales; Melampsoraceae
Exons: 4
Coding region: 1-1566 (521 amino acids)
Source: RefSeq, a predicted model, not a curated record